CAUCAAUCUCAACAGCAUCUCUCUGCCCGAUGUCAACUUCUCUCAACUUCCGUCUUUCCCAGUCGCAGUUGGUGCAGAACCUCUUUGAGUUUCAGGGUGGAACCAGUGAGAAUCAGAUUGAGGCAGUGGACCUCAUACAGAUGAUUGACUCCAACACUGCCAGAGUGGGUGUCGCUAUAAUUCUGGUAGCCCAUCCACCGGACACGUACUAUCCAAUUGACAUACACAUGACAAUUAGAGCACUGCUGGUGGCUCAGUCAUCGAAACUUCGCAAGCCACAGGCAGCAUUGUGCAUGCUACAGGUGCGUGUAACUUUGUUACUUGUCAAA
This is a messenger RNA of Geodia barretti, 329 nucleotides long. Lineage: Eukaryota; Metazoa; Porifera; Demospongiae; Tetractinellida; Geodiidae. The record is from the annotation of a GenBank genome assembly.